CCCCGAACAGCCCUGCUGAAUGGUUGGUUUGCGGCAGGAUCCCGUUUGUUUGCCUGUGUUACGUCCCUUUUGUUAUAUAAGCCUUGAACCCAAUCCAUCUCACCUCGUUUCUCUGUGUUUCGACUUAAUUCUUAUACCCUAACCCUAACUCUAUGCCUCUGCAAGAUGGAAGACAACGAAAACAUCGAGAUCAAGGACAUACAAUUCGGCUUCCGACGUUUUCAAGCACCUGCAAAACGAAUCUACGCGAAUCGACAUGUCUUUCUCUUAGAUGUCCCGCCAAAUCCAAUUGCUUCCUGGGUGUCCUCCUGGACGCCACAGCUCCUUCGCUCCUGGCUCGAGCGAUUGUUGCCAGAGUGGUUCUUGCCGGCAACCGUCGUCCUAAAGGAGCGAAAACCCGAGAAGGCUGAAGAAUACGAAAACGAGAUUGAUACAUACCAACGGCUUUAUCCACUCCAGGGCCAGUACAUCCCACGAAUGUUUGGUGAGGUUGCCAGCUACAACCCCAGCAAGACAAGAUAUCGGAUCAGCAAGCGGCCAACUCCAGCUAUCCUCUUGGAGAAAGUCGAAGGAGACUCACUACACAGUCUUCCACCCGAAGAGCUAGGGGAUCCUCUCCUUCUAGAUCAGCUUCAGGACAUGUACCGCCUCCUUACGGAAAAUGGGGUUGUUCAUGGGGACGCCAAGCUUCACAACUUUCUGCGUGACAGGAUGGGGAAGAGGAUCGUUGCCAUCGACUUCGAGCUUUCCCACCCUCUCCCUGACGACGUGACGAAUGACAAUGAGUUGGAAACUUUGAUAAUCGAGAUUGAGCAACGAAGGGACGCACAGUCUAUCGGCCCAGCACCCGGCUUCAGUACAUGCUCCAAGAGUAAUCUCCCUUCAAAAGACCAACUCCGCCCUGUCCAGUUUACGCCCGGGCGCCGCACGGAACCUACGAAUUUUGCGGAAUGGUGGGCCAGGUUGGCUUCCGUGCCAUCGUCUGCUUCUUAGAGCAUCA
Messenger RNA from Parathielavia appendiculata, 1000 nucleotides. RefSeq lists its product as uncharacterized. The record is from RefSeq and is a predicted model, not a curated record. The transcript has 2 exons. NCBI's taxonomy places the organism in Eukaryota, Fungi, Ascomycota, Sordariomycetes, Sordariales, Chaetomiaceae. Bases 166 to 993 code for a protein of 275 amino acids.